Cucumis sativus (cucumber) is the source of this 378-nucleotide messenger RNA. RefSeq names its product glutaredoxin (gene GRX2). Gene Ontology annotation, biological process: cellular response to oxidative stress. The record is from RefSeq and is marked provisional. The transcript has 4 exons. Gene Ontology annotation, molecular function: glutathione disulfide oxidoreductase activity. Bases 1 to 378 code for a protein of 125 amino acids. Lineage: Eukaryota; Viridiplantae; Streptophyta; Magnoliopsida; Cucurbitales; Cucurbitaceae. Gene Ontology annotation, cellular component: cytoplasm.
AUGGGGUCCUGGUUCAGCUCAAACAAAUUCAGUAAAGAAGAGUUGGAAUUAGCUCUUAACGAAGUCAAGAAGAUAGUCUCCACUGACCCUGUUGUUGUUUUCAGUAAGACUUAUUGUGGGUUUUGCUCGAGUGUCAAGAAGCUGCUCACACAGCUUGGAGCUAGGUAUAAGGUCAUUGAAUUGGACCAGAAAAGUGAUGGAGAUAAAAUUCAGUCAGCUUUAGCGGAGUGGACUGGCCAAACCACGGUACCUAAUGUGUUUAUUGGAGGAAAGCACAUCGGUGGUUGCGAUGCGGUUACAGAGAAGCAUCACAGAGGUCAGCUAGUGCCACUUCUUACUGAGGCCGGUGCCAUUGCCGGUAACUCUGCUCAGCUGUAG